Molecule: messenger RNA, 4226 nt
Organism: Notolabrus celidotus (New Zealand spotty)
Lineage: Eukaryota; Metazoa; Chordata; Actinopteri; Labriformes; Labridae
Gene: slc13a4
Product: solute carrier family 13 member 4
Exons: 16
Coding region: 324-2246 (640 amino acids)
Biological process (GO): monoatomic anion transmembrane transport
Cellular component (GO): membrane
Molecular function (GO): transmembrane transporter activity
Source: RefSeq, a predicted model, not a curated record
CCCGAACAGCAUCAGACACACAGAGAGGAGAGGGAGAGGGACUUCGGCUGAAGUGCAUGGAACAGGGACCAGGCACAGUGCAAGUGAAGCACAGGUUUGGAAACGAAACUUCAGCCAAGUUCACUCACCUCUCAGAGGCACACUCAGGUCCGGUCACCGUCCACCGUCUGUGCGUAAAAGCGCACAGCCGAAACGACCAUCUACUUCGCGCGCUGCUGGGAGACCUUCCUCCAGUCCUCGACGGUCAGUGGCGAUCUGACACUUUCCCGUCGACCCGGUUCUGCUGAGUAGUGACCAUUCCAAUCCAGAGCUCCGGGUCCCCCAUGAGGCUAGAGGCCGCAGCCAGGAUGGAUCUGAUCAGGAAGCUGUGGAGGGCGAGGAAGCUGAUUCUCGUGGUGCUCAUCCCUCUGUCACUGCUUCCCUUACCGCUCAUCCACCCCACCAGCGAGGCAUGCUGUGCAUAUGUGCUGAUGGUGACCGCAGUCUACUGGGUGUCUGAGGCUGUUCCAUUGGGUGCUGCUGCUCUGGUGCCGGCCUUCCUUUAUCCGCUCUUUGGAGUACUCAAGUCCAGUGAGGUUGCUGCAGAGUACUGUAAAGACACAACCCUGCUACUGAUGGGAGUCAUCUGCCUGGCUGCCUCCAUAGAGAAGUGGAACCUGCACAAACGCAUCGCUCUGCGCAUGGUGAUGAUCGCAGGAGCCAAGCCUGGCAUGUUGGUGCUGGGCUUCAUGUGCUGCACAGUCUUUCUGUCCAUGUGGCUCAGCAACACGUCCACCACAGCCAUGGUGAUGCCCAUAGCUGAGGCGGUCCUGCAGCAGCUGAUCUGCACCGGCCUGGCAGACACUGGGGAUGACUCUGAAACUGUGGAGGCCCCUGAAGAUGACGCCUCUCUUUCAGAAAAAGAAGAGAACCUGGACAAAAACCAGUUAGAGCUGCUUUAUCGCAAUGACAUCAAUGGCUCCACCAAACAGGAGCUCUCUACACUAAGUGAGGAACAGACUGGGGAGGUAAAUGGAGUGGGGCUGAGGGCAAACUAUAACCAGGAGGUCAUCAAACACACAAACGGACACCUGCCACAGAUUGCAAUCGAAAUCCCAAAUGUGAAGCGUGUGAAGGCCAGGAGAGACUCCCAGUAUCCCACCAAGAGGGAUCACAUGAUCUGUAAAUGUCUGUCACUCAGCAUCACAUACGCAGCAACAAUCGGCGGUCUCAUCACCAUCACCGGCACGUCAACCAACCUCAUCUUUGCUGAGCAGUUUAACACUCGUUAUCCAGAUGCAAAGGUGAUAAACUUUGGCACGUGGUUCAUCUUCAGCUUCCCCAUCGCCAUCAUCAUGCUGGUCCUCACCUGGCUCUGGCUGCACUGCCUCUUCCUCGGCUGCAACUUUAGGGAAACAUGCUCAUUGAGUAAGAAACGCAAGACCAGGAGAGAGAUGAUGUCGGAGAAGAGGAUACAAGAGGAGUAUGAAAAACUGGGACCUAUCAGUUACCCAGAGGUGGUGACGGGUGUUUUCUUCAUCCUGAUGACUCUGCUGUGGUUCACCAGAGAGCCUGGUUUCGUGCCCGGCUGGACGUCUCUCUUUGAGAAGAAAGGUUACAGGACUGAUGCCACAGUUUCUGUCCUUCUGGGUUUCCUGCUCUUCCUCAUCCCUGCAAGGCGACCCUUCUCAUCCUCCAACAGCUACAAAUAUGCAGGAGAUGACGACCCUCUGGCUCCAAUGAUCACCUGGAAGGACUUCCAGAGACUGAUGCCGUGGGAGAUCGUCAUCCUGGUGGGAGGUGGCUAUGCACUGGCCGCUGGCUGCAAGGUGUCAGGCCUGUCAGUGUGGAUCGGCAGACAGCUGGAGCCCAUGAGUGGCCUUCCUCCCUGGGCCGUCACCCUGCUGGCCUGCCUGCUGGUGUCAGCAGUCACGGAGUUCGCCUCCAACCCGGCCACUCUCACUGUCUUCCUGCCCAUCCUGUCUGCACUGUCGGAGACUCUGCAAAUCAACCCCCUCCACACUUUGAUCCCGUCCACCAUGUGCGUGUCAUUCGGGGUCAUGCUUCCAGUGGGGAACCCCCCCAACGCCAUCGUCUUCAGUUACGGCCACGUGCAGAUAAGCGACAUGGUAAAAGCAGGGUUUGGGGUGAACCUGAUCGGCGUUGCAGUGGUGAUGUUGGCCAUCUCCACGUGGGGGGUUCCCCUCUUUAACCUGACUGAGUUCCCAGCCUGGGCAGUGGGCAGGAAUGUCACUGGGAUCUUAUAACCACCACUGGGAAGAAAGGGUGAUGAACCAUGAACCACUUGAAAGACUGAAAGAGAGGAAAAGACGGGGCGUCGUUUCUGCAAGGAAAUACAAAAUGAAAAUGUUGUGGCCUGUCAAGAGGACAGCACAGAUUACAGAUUUGAGGAGCCCUUUCUUACUAGAUGCGUUGGAGGAAGAUGGAUGAAGAUUGAUAAAUGUGGGACAGUGGAGAAAAUGAGGGGAGCGAAAACCGUUACAUGUUACUGAAAUAUAAUAGUUGAAAUGAUAUUUUUGUCGGCCAAAGGAGGCGUCAUAAAAAAAUGGAGAAUAUCUUAGUGAAAGUGGCAACUGUGUGGACAUCCACAAAAGCCUUUUUCUUUACCUCUGUUAACAAUGUUAACUGUAGAUACAGUUUUCAAAAAGUCCCUGAAGAUAAUACUAAAAGCUACAAAUGAUUUUUUUGGUGAUCAAUAUCUGAUGUUUAAUGAUCUCAUAGAAAGAAUGAUAAGUUUAGAUGCUGCUCGGCCUCAGAGCCUCUUGAGCCUCGUUUUGCUGCGUGCUGGCUGAACUUCUCCUGCACUUACUGCAUAAUUCUCAAAUCAGAUCUCUUAAAUUACAACACGCUGGGCUGCUGACAAGAAUUUAGAAUUUUAGUUUUGAUGUUUUACUUUGGCUGCGCGCUCAGCUGUGUUAAAGCAUGAGUGAAAAGAGGCUUCUGCUGAGGCUGAACUGAAUACAUUGAGCUGUUUUAAGAAUGACUCACUAUCUAUAUGAGCUGUUUCUAAAAAGAUAAAAGCUUGUGUAUAUUUUGCAUAAUAUUGAAAGAAUGUUCACUGUCUAUGGAUGUUUCCUAGCUUCUACUUGCAUUGCCUUACAAAUCCAGGCCUCUGUAUGUACCAAAGUUUCAAAGCUGAUGCCAUUUUUUCCACAAAGCAGGAUGUGAUACCACGAGUGCCUUCUCCAUAGUAUCGCUGUCAUACUACACUUUAAGCAGGUGUCUAAGCAGGUCUCUCAGUCAUAUUUUUGUACUUGAAUGUACUGUUUUAAGGUAUGCAAAGUUCGUCAUGGGUUUUAUAAUCACUCUGAUGUGUAUUUUGAGACGCACAAAUUAUGGUUGCUUGUGUUUCUGCAAACAUUCUCCCCUUUAGCGGUGCAUUCUUCCACAGCUUCCUUUUCCUCUGAUUGUUGGUUGGAUGCUUUUUUGUUAUAAUGCAAACACCUGAAGACUUCUGGAUUUAAUUAGAGGAAGUUAAAUCUUACAUUUUACUAUUAGAGGUCUUUAAUUAUGCAAAUGUAAUAAUUUUAUGAUGACAGAUUUAUUCUAUUUCGGUCAACAGGUGGAGAACACUUACGUGGUUCAGGAUAAAGAAGCUUAAACAAAAACAUGUCUUUCAUGAAAUAAGUUUCAGUGGCAUGUUAAGAAACAGACGGACCAUGUUUGGUCUUUGUUAAAAACUCUGAGGUGAGACUUUUCUCUUGGCCUGUGAACGCAGAGAGCUUCAAUGAGCAUCCUCACAGUUUGGAGUAACCUCUGUUGAACACAGCAUCCAAAGCCUUAACAGAAGAGCGUCAGAGCGAGGGUUUUAUGGUGUAAUAGCUUGUUCAAUCAACUGUCAAAUCACAUUAACUGUUGUCUGGUGGUGAAAAGGUUUGCACACAAGAUCCAGUGUACUGUGCAGAAAUAUAAAAGAUAUGCUUUAUAUUUUUACACAAAUUUUUAAUGUAAUUUUUGCAUUUUUUAUAUCACUGCAUUACAAGUUUAGGUCUUAGGUUUCAAACAUCUUGAUGGUGUUGCAGCAGUGACCUUUGACCCAAGGGCCACACUCCUUUGUAAAUACACACAUAUUUGUAAUAUAAAGAUGAUGUACUUUUGCCUGUUUCCAGAUGAGCUGUAAUAUUCCUAAAUUAUGCUUGUCUGAUGUUUUAUUCAUAUUCAACUCAAAACCUAGAGGUAGGCGAUACAACGUGAUACAUACACAACAAUAAAACCACUUAAACCCA